GGUAUCCCGACAGUAGUUACGUGCGAACUGUUCAUCCGGUCGAUCGGCUCCAUAAACCCGGAGUCCAUGGACUAUGAGGUGGACCUGUAUUUGCGGCAGAGAUGGUACGACCAGAGGCUGAUGACUGGGAACGGGUCGCGGGCUCUGGACCUAAACGACCCAAAGUUAGUGCAAAUGAUUUGGAAACCGGAGGUCUUCUUCGCCAACGCCAAGACCGCGGAGUUUCAGUACGUCACGGUCCCCAACGUACUCGUCCGGCUGGACCAAGGGGGGUCCAUACUCUAUAUGCUCAGACUCAAACUGCGGUUCUCAUGUAUGAUGGAUCUCUACCGGUACCCAAUGGACAGCCAGAUCUGUGCCAUUGAAUUGGCCUCAUUUUCAAAGACGACAACUGAGUUGAACCUGAAGUGGUCGGACAUAUCACCCGUGAAACUGUACGACAAACUAAAAUUACCCCAAUUUCUCAUCACUAAUGUCAGCACAAGUCUGUGUAAAGAGACCUUUCAUAUCGGUGAAUACAGUUGUCUUAAGGCCGAGUUCUACCUCCAGAGAGCACUGGGAUAUCAUUUGGUGCAGUCAUACCUCCCGACUAUACUCAUAGUAGUCAUCUCGUGGGUCAGCUUCUGGCUGGACGAGGAGGCCAUACCCGCCCGCAUCACCUUAGGGGUCACGACCCUACUCACCAUCUCGUCCAAAGGUAUUGAUGUUUACUAUAGACUCAAACUGCGGUUCUCAUGUAUGAUGGAUCUCUACCGGUACCCAAUGGACAGCCAGAUCUGUGCCAUUGAAUUGGCCUCAUUUUCAAAGACGACAACUGAGCUGAACCUGAAGUGGUCGGACAUAUCACCCGUGAAACUGUACGACAAACUAAAAUUACCCCAAUUUCUCAUCACUAAUGUGAGCACAAGUCUGUGUAAAGAGACCUUUCAUAUCGGUGAAUACAGUUGUCUUAAGGCCGAGUUCUACCUCCAGAGAGCACUGGGAUAUCAUUUGGUUCAGUCAUACCUCCCGACUAUACUCAUAGUAGUC
Messenger RNA from Oppiella nova, 1029 nucleotides. Lineage: Eukaryota; Metazoa; Arthropoda; Arachnida; Sarcoptiformes; Oppiidae. The record is from the annotation of a GenBank genome assembly.